Molecule: messenger RNA, 3174 nt
Organism: Betta splendens (Siamese fighting fish)
Lineage: Eukaryota; Metazoa; Chordata; Actinopteri; Anabantiformes; Osphronemidae
Product: MAP7 domain-containing protein 1-like
Exons: 17
Coding region: 298-2676 (792 amino acids)
Biological process (GO): microtubule cytoskeleton organization
Cellular component (GO): microtubule cytoskeleton
Source: RefSeq, a predicted model, not a curated record
UUUUAUUCUCACACUGUAGAUUUUCCAUUGAGCACACGCAGACCCACUGUAUUGGAUUGACGCUCCAGUUUUACCAACACACACACAGGAUUGUGCUUUAACUGAGCCUUUUACAUAUUUCCCCUGUUUUCAGUCGGACCGUAUUUCAUUUUUACGUAUUUCAUCCACUCCGUUCCUCUAUUUCGCUUGGAUUUUAAAAAGGGCGUGUUUGGGCGAUCGGUACCGGGAGUUUCAUCUCCUGUACUUGUGCGACUCUGAGGAAUGACAGCAACUGGAAAGGGACUGGGAACCGCCUGAAUGGAAACAAUGGAUUAUAAGGAGCUUGGGCUUCAUUUCGAGGAGAAGCUGACACUAACAGACAAACCUCUGCCUCUGCAGACGGACCCUCAGUGUCCGAGGAAGGAGCUCCUGACUCCCAACGACUCCGCCAUCACGGACCUCUCCUCCAGAACAGACUCCAGCCCCAAAAGUGAGACGCCCAGCAAGACGGAGGAGUCCUCCAGGACAGAUGUCCGGCCGAGCACCCCGGGCAGCGGCGGCAGCCCUCAGCCCAAGAAAGAUUCAAUGAGCUCAGAGCAGCGACAGAAACUGGCCAAGGAGCGGCGGGAGGAGCGAGCGCGCUACAUCGCAGCGAAAAAGGCCCAGUGGCUGGAGAAGGAGGAGAAGGCCCGGCGCCUGAGGGAGAGUCAGCUGGAGGAUCGCCGGAGGAAGCUGGAGGAGCAGCGGCUGAAGGCGGAGAGACGCCGAGCGCUGCUGGAGGAGAAGCAGAGGCAGAAACUAGAGAAGAACAAGGAGCGAUACGAGGCCGCCAUCAAGAGGUCCACGAAGAAGACGUGGGCCGAGAUCCGGCAGCAGCGCUGGUCCUGGGCGGGCGGCCUCAACCAGACCUCGCGCCGAGAAAGCAGAUGCUCGGCCUCCACGGUCAACUUGCCCAGACAGGUGGACCCUGUCAUUAACAACAGGCUGUCCAAGUCCUCGGCCACGCUCUGGAACUCCCCCAGCAGAACCCGCAGCCUGCGCCUCAGCCCGUGGGAGAGCCGCAUCGUGGAGAGGCUCAUGACCCCGACGCUGUCCUUCCUGGCGCGCAGCCGGAGCGCCGCCGCCCUUCUCAACAGCAGCGACUCCCACUCACACCACUGCUCCCGUUCAGCCUCCGCCAGCCCGCUGAACGCCUGCUCCCACCAGCACCCGCACCCGAGCACCGCCGAGCGCUGGAGGGCGUCCUCCGCCAGCACGCCGGACAUCACCCAGCGCCAGCGCCGGCGGAACUCCACCCCGGUGGAUAAAAAGAAGAAAGAGAAGAAAGACAAGGAGAGAGAGAACGAGAAGGAGAAGAACGCGCUCACAAAAGACAAAGUACAGAAGAAGAGGCAGACGACGUCACCCGCCACCACGACCCAGAGGUCCAGACCGGAGAUCAGCACCCCGAAGCCCAGAAACAGACCCCCGUCGCCCGCGGCCCCCAAAGGCCGGCCCCUGUCCCCCCUGGUGCCAGCAGCAGCAGCAGCAGCAGCCGCGGCCGCGUCCAGGACGCCCGCGGCCAAGAAGACGCCUCCGCCCGGCACCAGGGCCCGGCCCAAACGGGCCCAGACGCCCGCCAGGGUACAGCCCCAGGCCGUCGCUGCGGUCGCCGUGGAAACAAGCCCUGAACCCAAGCAGCCCGACACGCCACAGGAGAAGAGCUCCAGUCAUGUUCCUGCCAUCGUGGUCUCCUCCGCACCGGUUACUCCUCCCUCCCUCAGCCCGCCGGUCGCAUCCUCUGCAGGCGCGCCGGUCGUGACGCUGACGGCCUCGGCCACCUCCCCCGUAGCCGCCUCCCCCGCAGCCUCCUCCCCCGUAGCCGCCUCCCCCGUAGCCGCCUCCCCCGUAGCCGCCUCCGUGAGCGGUCCCGCUCCUCCCAAGCCGUCGGCCGGCACCAACGACCCGGAGGAGGCCGCUCGCGUCCUGGCAGAGAAGCGCAGGCAAGCUCGGGAGCAGCGGGAGCGAGAGGAGCAGGAGCGUCUGGAGCAGGAGCAGAAGAACAGGGUCCUGCGCGAGGAGGCCAUGGUCCGGGAAGCGGAGGAGAGAAAACGCAGGGAGGAGGAGGCUCGGUUCAUGGCAGAGCAGCAGCGCCUGAGAGACGAGGCCCAGCGGGCUCUGGAGGAGAAGGAGACGCAGGAGGAGAACGAGAGGAUGCAGAGACAGAGAGAGGAGGCCGAAGUCCGAGCCCGCGAGGAGGCCGAGCGCCAGCGCCUGGAGAGGGAGAAGCACUUUCAGAAAGAGGAGCAGGAGCGUCUGGAGAGGAAGAAGCGCCUCGAGGAGAUCAUGAAGAGGACCCGGAAGAGCGACGCAGGAGAGAAGAAGGACGUCAGAGUCUCGGCACAGGUCAACGGCAAAGACACAGAGCUCAACAAAGCUCCUGGAAACCUGCAGAGCCCCGACGCGGCGCCCCUCGGCCCGGCACAGGGAGUUUCCGGGCCCGUGGCGAACGGCGUCCAGCUGACGGCUCAUCAGAACGGCGUCGCGGCCAAUGGGGAGGCAGCCGACUUCGAGGAGAUCAUCCAGCUGAAGAACGGUAACCCCGGGCAACAGCAGAGCGGCCUGGUCGGCGAGCCCAUCAUGGCGUUCGAGGGCGGAGAGCCGUUCCUGAUGAAGACGGGUCCCAUGAAGCCGCAGCACGUCGCAGAGGUCCUGUGAGACGCACGCUCCACCGCGGCGGCGCAAACGCACAGUGCCAAACAAGCAACCAACCCGCAUCCAGAAUCCACCGGAGGAGACGAGCGCUGCCUGCAAAGUCAUGACAACUCAUCUACAAUAAUAAUGUUACAAAGGCUACAAGCAUUCUCUGUCUUCACUGCGUGUCAUGGUGCAGCAUUUGUCGAGUUUUAUGAAAUGUCACAUGCAGACUUUACGGUGCACCUUAAAGAAACUGACUGUGUAACUAUUUUAGAAAAUACAGUGUAAGACUCUGGAAAUCCAUAAUAUUUGACAAUGGUUGUUCUUAUUACCAUCGUUAUGAUAUUGUUAUUGUUAUCUUAAGUUGAACAGUGUGUGUGUGUGUUUGUUGUUUUAGUCUUGAGUUAUUUAACACAGGGAGCAUUGUGAGGACUGGACACAGACGGUUUAUGUAAAUGUAAAAUGAGCCCGGCUGCCUCCUGUUACAGGAGACUGUGAAAUAAAGCUUUAUGAAAGGGA